Molecule: messenger RNA, 486 nt
Organism: Symbiodinium pilosum
Lineage: Eukaryota; Dinophyceae; Suessiales; Symbiodiniaceae
Source: the annotation of a GenBank genome assembly
AUGAAGCCUGAGAAUGGUCCCUUGGUAGAUUACAAAAGGUCCUCCGCACAUGUAGGAAACAUGUACGCACACAUCUUGGAGGAUUUCCUGCAGGAGGCCUCACAGCAACUGGCAGAGGAAUUUGGCCUUGUGGGCUCUGUCGAAUUCCGUUGCCAAGAUGCGCUUGAAGCUGACGUGUCUCAAGCAGGGCUCGUCUGGCUGAACACGUACGCGUGGCCUGCCGAUCUAAAGCAGCGUGCAGUUCAGAAGCUUCUGCAGGAGUUGCCUCCAGCUUCCAAAGUCGUAAGCUACGAACCAAUUCCGGCAGAAGACCUUACAUGCGAGGGCCGGGAACUGCGCCAAGAAGCAUCUGUGGACCUGGAGGCAUCCUGGGACCCAGAUCUGACGGCAGAAGCUGCUCAGCUGAAAGUAAUGAUAAAAUGUGUGCAGGCCGAAAUCGAGGUGUAUGUCCUGGAGCAAAAGAGAGUGGGAGAUGCUGGGGUCUAG